UCAGCGCCGUCAGACAUCGAUGUACAAAGUUGUUUUCUCUCUUUUUUUCCCCUUGCUCGAUAUGCGGACUGCAACCACGUUUUGUCUUCUUAUCUAAAUAUUCCCAGCAGCAACAUGUUCCUCUGGAUAAGCUUCGUUGAAAGGAAAUGCAGCUGCAUGUGUGUAUGUGCCGUUGCCUCUCCUCCGUGAGGACACAGCAGGGCAGUGCGCUCCGCUGAGCAGCGCUGAAAGAAGCAAAGCGUGGAGAAGAAGAGUUCACCAAACUUCGAACAAAAGGACUUGGGACGUUAUUUUCCCGCUUUUUGAAGGUAGGUCACCUCCACAGUGCCACUUUGGUCUGGGCUGAGUGAGAGAGCAAGAGGCACCUGCAGGGCCCCAUCAGUGGCCCAAACCCCAUUACUGCAGUAUGGGUAACUUUUCCAGCAAGGACAGCCAUGGACCCACAGGGGCCCCUGGUGAUAGCUUCCACACUCCUCCUGCUUCUCCACAGAGCGAUUGUCCUGCUUUCAUCCCUGAUGUCCCCCAACUCCUUCACCCUACCUCACCUCAGCCUUCCUCUGCAGCCCCGGCUUCCUCUCCACCUCCACCUCCAGUCCCAGUGCUCACGUCCAGCGGGAAGAAAGCACAGUCCAGCAUCAGCCCUAGUCCUUCCAGUCCCCCUCCUGAUUGGAGGCCUCAUCCACCAGUUGUUUCUAAAAGCUCCACUGUUGGCCCUGGAUAUAGCCCUCUGCACAACAAGACAGGAGUUAAUGUGGGUAAAGUACAAGCUGCUUUGGGGAGGAAUGGGGGUCCUCCUCCUCCUACCUCCACCCCUCGUCCUCUGGUCUCUCAGGGGAAGACUGUAUCCAUCAGCCUGAAAAAGAGCCCCUCUUCUCCCUGUAGUGCCUCACCUGUGGUGGGCAGCUCUUCUCGGCAGAGCUGGAGGGAAAGGGACAGUGGUCUGAGUCAGUCUUUGCUGCCCGCUCAGGAAGCAGGGGACAGCCAGGGCGAGGAGGUGGAGAAGCUGCUGGCGGAGUGUAGGACAACACUGGGUUUCACUGCUAGUCAUGAUGGGGCCACAGACACAGCAGAGAUACUGAAGCAUCUACUGACAGAAGUGAAGAGUUUGAAGAGGACUUUACAGACGGAGCGUGGGGAAUGGCUGCAGUUCCAGGCUGACCUACAGGUGGCGGUGUCAGUGGCAGACCGCUUGAGAGCUGAGGCAGAAGAAGAGCUGACCGCGCUCCGAACGGCCCACAAGGAUGUGGAGAGGGAGCUGGCCGCUUCCCAGCAGAGACAGAAGGAAGCUGAUAUGCAACUGGUCAGCCUGAGAGGGGAGUUAAAGGAGAGCAGGCAGAGACUGGCCACUCUCACCCAGGCUCCAUGUCCGGAACCGGAGAGGCCCAAUGGAGAACCGGCCAACAGCUGUGAAAGCAAAGAAGGGACCCAGAGGGGCAGGGAGAGGGGGGUGCACAGGUUGGGGCGAGAAACGAUGGAGAGUGGGGGUCAGAAUGAACCGACGAAGAAUGUUGUGAGCGAGGAGGCCAGAACAGACUGUAAGGGUGUGGCGAAGCGUUACCUGAGAAAUGUGACCAAUGAGGAGAGGAGUGGAGAGGAGGUGCGAUCCAGUGAGACGCGAAGGACCGUAACCACAGAGAGGUCAAGAAGCUUGUCCAGAUUACCUGCACCCUCAAGCUCCCCCACCAUGCAGAACGGAACCCUCCAGCCCAACACGGCCUCAACGCUUGGACCUGUAAACAAGAACUUGGCGCAACUAAGAGGCCGAAGAAGUCUGGAUUGGCAGGACAGCAAGUCGAGCACUGACACAGGAAAACGUGAGGAAUCUCUAAACAAAUACAACUCUGCCCUCACUGAGCUGCCUCCCACUAAGUCCCAGGAUGGUUUCAACCUGCUGCUGCGUCGCCACGGAGGCUCCAAGAGAAACUCGCUGCUCCGCUGGUGUCAGAGCCGAACACAAGGCUACAAGAAUAUCGACAUCACCAACUUCAGCAGCAGCUGGUCCGACGGUCUCGCCUUCUGUGCCGUCUACCACACCUACCUCCCCUCACACAUCCCGUACACCACUCUCACUCCAGAGAACAAGAGGGAGAAUCUCAGCCUGGCAUUCAAAACAGGAGAGACUGUUGGGAUUGCACAAACCCUGACGGUGGAGGAGAUGCUGAGAGCAGGAGGUCCUGACUGGCAGCGGGUCCUGAGCUACGUGGAGAGCAUCUACCGUCACUUUGAGAUGUGACGGCAGGAGGUACUGACAGACAAUCCCACCGUAGUGGACCCUUAAGGACUCUUCAAAGGAGAGAUUGUGAAGGCUUCCUGAAUCAUGUGCGCCUUUGUUGUGUGUCCGAAAACUGGAUAAACUUAGCAAAGUAAAGACAUUCAAAGCCGCAAUGUGCAACUUCAAAACAUGAGCUGAAGACUUGACGUCAAAACAUAAAAACAUAAUUUGGAAAGUUAAAUCUGCUGCUAUGGAUUGGAGUUCCUUUUGCUUGGUUUUCUGUCAUACGCUUCAGAAUAUGUCCUAAGGAAGUGAAGACUGUGAAAGUGGCAAGGCUUAAAAGGUAUUACAUUUUCUUUGCUUUGCUACCAUUGUUGUAUGCAUUGUUAUAUUUUUCAUAUAAUUAAUCAGCAGACAUUUGACAUACAUCAGUAUGUACAAUGUACAAUUCAGACACAGUGAAGGUAAAUAGAUUAUAUAAAUCUGACCAACUGAGAAGGAGAGAAAGGAUUUAAAUAACACCUCCGUUUUAAUGUUACAUAUUGUAGCUUUCAAAAUAAAGUCACCAUAGAAAUGAAAAAUAUCUAGAUGUUUUUAUAGCAUCCUUAUGAGAAAGGUGUCUUUGUAUACAGUAGGUAGAGUUGCUGUAAAUGUCUCCACACUGGUACUUCACUGGCCGAAAGCACAGUACUGUAUCAUCACAUCAUGUCCUUUAUCAAUACAAUGAGCAGUCCUUAAACUGCACAGUGUUUUAUCUGCCAAUCAGUCAGUGUGUUCUUCCUUUUAACCUUGUCUGUGAUGCUCUGCAGAGAUACUUUUUCCUGGACCUUUUAGCACUCUGUAAAUAUGCACUAUUGUCAGCACCUUGUUGGUGCACGAAUGUAAUAAUGUACAGAUGUGACACAACUGCUGGAGUCUUCCAAGGGCGCAGUAGGCAUUCAGUAACAAGGCUGCAGUUGUCAAGGUCAAAUUUUUGUUUUCGACAGUUUGUGUGGCGAGGAUGGAAAUCUAAAAAGUGCCUCCAUGUGUGCCGGGGAUGUUCAGGUGCUCAGGGAUGUGCGUUACAGGAGCGAUUAGAGCAAAAACAAGCCGACACAGGCUCCUGCAUCCGGUUGCAACAUCAUCACAUCUGAAUCCUCGCAAACGCACCCUCAUACUACACACAGUGCUGAGAAACUCAAUGACUGGUUAUGUUUCGACAAGUAAAGCGAAGUUUGUUGCCAAAGUCAUACGUGCCAAAUAUUGAAAGAACACUCCUUGCUUGUGAAAUUUGUAAAACAUGUCUAUAUGUAACUAGUGUGAAAAAAAAAUAAUGCCAAAGAAAUAA
Molecule: messenger RNA, 3539 nt
Organism: Centropristis striata (black sea bass)
Lineage: Eukaryota; Metazoa; Chordata; Actinopteri; Perciformes; Serranidae
Product: cytospin-A
Exons: 12
Coding region: 407-2233 (608 amino acids)
Molecular function (GO): protein binding
Source: RefSeq, a predicted model, not a curated record